Molecule: messenger RNA, 780 nt
Organism: Diaporthe citri
Lineage: Eukaryota; Fungi; Ascomycota; Sordariomycetes; Diaporthales; Diaporthaceae
Exons: 1
Coding region: 1-780 (259 amino acids)
Source: RefSeq, a predicted model, not a curated record
AUGGAGCCGGGUAACGAGGGCGAGCCUUUAGACUCGUCCCCAACAUCCGGAGCCUCCCGAACGGGAACAGAGCCCAGCAAAAUAUCCGUGUCCGUGUCGGCGUCGUCGUCGUCGACGACGACGCACACGCGCUUCCCAGGCAUAAUUUCGCCCUUGUUUGAAGGUGCCGUACCGCUCCUCUGCCUAUGUGCGGACCCAGGUUUUCCUGGAGCAAGAGAAGAAGACAGAGAACCACGGCCGGGGGCCCAGUCACAGUCUCUCGAGACGGUGAUGAAGAGAAUGAGGUCCGACCCGCUUGAAGCCAGGCUGAACUCGAUGACUCAAGCAGAGUGCAUGCAGGCGGCGCGUGGUGCGCUCGCAACUUUGCAGAUCCUGGCUGAGGUCAGCGAGAUGGCUCAAGUAGGAGCCCGGACACUGGCACGGCUAAUUAACACAGUCGACGGCGGCAGUAGCAGCAGCAUCGCCACUCCCCCACCCACCUUAUCACAGGCAAGCAGCCGUGUUGAUGCUGUCAGCUUUGGAGGGCCAGGCCAGCACGAUGGUGGCACCUGGGCAGGGGCGACGGGACAGCGGGAUGUAGCAAUACAGCGACCACAGCCGGCCGUCGACGCGAUUCCCCAGUGGGCCUGUAAUCCGGAAACACACUCUGCAGGAGCAGUGGACUACCACCCCAAUUCUUUCUUUCCAGCAGGCGACAUGGGGAUCAGCGCGGGAGGAGCAAUGGGGCCAGAGAGCUGGGAGGGCUUCUUUCGCGAUUUCACAGGUGGCUUUGGCUUAUAG